AUGGCACAAUCAGUGCUGGUACCACCAGGACCCGACAGCUUCCGCUACUUCACAAGAGAAUCCCUUGCAGCUAUUGAACAGCGUAUCAAUGAAGAGAAAGCUAAAAAAUCCAAACAGGAGCGCAAAGAUGAGGAUGAUGAAGAUGGCCCGAAGCCAAACAGUGACUUGGAGGCAGGAAAGACCCUGCCAUUUAUUUACGGCGACAUACCUCCAGGAAUGGUGUCCGAGCCCUUGGAAGACCUGGACCCAUAUUAUAUCAAUAAAAAAACCUUUAUAGUAUUAAAUAAAGGGAAGGCAAUAUUCCGAUUCAGUGCCACCUCUGCCCUGUACAUGUUAACUCCUUUCAAUCCUCUUAGAAAAAUAGCUAUUAAGAUUUUGGUACAUUCAUUAUUCAGCAUGCUUAUCAUGUGCACUAUUUUGACCAACUGCGUAUUUAUGACCAUGAGUAACCCUCCAGACUGGACAAAGAAUGUAGAAUACACAUUCACUGGAAUUUAUACCUUUGAAUCACUUAUUAAAAUUCUUGCAAGGGGCUUCUGUUUAGAAGAUUUUACAUUUCUCCGUGACCCAUGGAAUUGGCUAGAUUUCACUGUCAUUACAUUCGCAUAUGUGACAGAGUUUGUGGACCUGGGCAAUGUCUCAGCGUUGAGAACAUUCAGAGUUCUCCGAGCUUUGAAAACAAUAUCAGUCAUUCCAGGCCUGAAGACGAUUGUAGGAGCCCUGAUUCAGUCUGUGAAGAAGCUCUCAGACGUGAUGAUCCUGACUGUGUUUUGUCUGAGUGUAUUUGCACUGAUAGGGCUGCAGCUGUUCAUGGGCAACCUGAGGAACAAAUGCCUGCAGUGGCCUCCAGACAAUUCUACUUUUGAAACAACUGUUAUUUCCAUCUUUAAUGGCUCUAUAGGUGAAAAUGGCACAUUUAUUAAUGCAACAAUGACCAUAUUUAACUGGGAUGAAUACAUCGAAGACAAAAGUCAUUUCUACUUCUUGGAAGGACAAAAUGAUGCACUACUGUGUGGCAAUAGCUCAGAUGCAGGUCAAUGCCCAGAAGGAUAUAUAUGUGUGAAAGCUGGUAGAAACCCCAACUAUGGCUACACAAGUUUUGAUACAUUCAGUUGGGCAUUCUUGUCACUGUUUCGAUUGAUGACUCAGGACUUUUGGGAGAAUCUUUACCAGCUGACACUGCGUGCUGCUGGGAAGACAUACAUGAUAUUUUUUGUUUUGGUCAUUUUCCUGGGUUCUUUCUACCUAAUCAACUUGAUCCUGGCUGUGGUUGCCAUGGCCUAUGAAGAACAGAACCAAGCAACAAUGGAAGAAGCAGAGCAGAAAGAGGCAGAAUUUCAGCAAAUGCUGGAACAACUGAAAAAGCAACAGGAAGAAGCUCAGGUAUCCCUGCAAACAGCGGCGGCAGCAGCUGCAGCAGCUGACUCAAGAGAUUAUAGUGGAGUAGGUGGAAUAGGUGGCUUCUCCGAAAGUUCUUCUGAGGCAUCAAAGCUGAGCUCAAAGAGUGCUAAAGAGAGAAGGAAUAGAAGAAAGAAAAAAAAGCAAAAAGAACAGUCUGAAGGCGAGGAGAAGGAUGGGGAAGAAUUUCACAAAUCGGAAUCAGAGGACAGCAUCAAAAAGAAAGGUUUCCGAUUUUCCAUUGAGGGGAAUAGACUGACAUAUGAAAAGAGAUUCUCUUCCCCACACCAGUCUUUGCUGAGCAUUCGUGGCUCGCUGUUUUCCCCAAGGCGCAACAGCAGAACAAGUCUUUUCAGCUUCAGAGGUCGAGCAAAGGAUGUAGGAUCAGAAAAUGACUUUGCUGAUGAUGAGCACAGCACUUUUGAAGACAACGAGAGCAGAAGGGAUUCUCUCUUUGUUCCUCAUAGACAUGGAGAACGGCGCAACAGCAACAUCAGCCAGGCCAGUAGGUCAUCCAGGACAGUCCCUGCACUUCCAGCCAACGGGAAGAUGCACAGCACUGUGGACUGCAAUGGAGUGGUGUCUUUAGUUGGUGGGCCACCAGCUUUGACAUCGCCUACGGGACAGCUUCUGCCAGAGGUGAUGAUUGAUAAAGCAGCCACUGCUAGCAAUGGCACUACGACAGAAACUGACUUAAGAAAGAGACAUUCCAGUUCUUACCAUGUUCCUAUGGACUACCUAACAGACCCUAGUGCAAGGCAAAGAGCAAUGAGUAUAGCUAGCAUGCUUACAAACACAAUGGAAGAACUGGAAGAAUCCAGACAGAAAUGUCCACCAUGCUGGUAUAAAUUUGCUAACACUUGCUUGAUUUGGGACUGCUGUACUCCCUGGCUGAAAGUCAAACAUAUUGUAAAUUUAAUUGUGAUGGACCCAUUUGUUGAUCUGGCCAUUACCAUCUGCAUCGUCCUGAACACCCUGUUCAUGGCCAUGGAGCACUACCCAAUGACAGAACAGUUUAGUGGUGUGCUUUCAGUAGGAAACCUUGUGUUUACUGGAAUUUUCACAGCAGAAAUGUUUCUCAAGAUAAUUGCCAUGGAUCCUUAUUAUUAUUUCCAAGAGGGCUGGAAUAUUUUUGAUGGUUUUAUUGUUAGUCUUAGUUUAAUGGAACUUGGCCUUGCAAAUGUAGAAGGAUUAUCUGUCCUCCGAUCGUUCCGAUUGUUGCGAGUUUUCAAAUUGGCAAAAUCUUGGCCAACCCUAAAUAUGCUGAUUAAGAUUAUUGGCAACUCAGUGGGAGCUCUGGGGAAUCUGACCCUGGUGCUGGCCAUCAUUGUGUUCAUUUUUGCUGUGGUUGGGAUGCAGCUCUUUGGGAAGAGCUACAAGGAAUGUGUCUGCAAGAUCUCCAGUGACUGUGAACUGCCUCGCUGGCACAUGCACGACUUCUUCCACUCUUUCCUGAUUGUAUUCCGAGUGCUGUGUGGAGAAUGGAUAGAAACCAUGUGGGACUGCAUGGAGGUUGCUGGCCAAACCAUGUGCCUUACAGUCUUCAUGAUGGUCAUGGUGAUUGGAAACCUAGUGGUACUCAACCUAUUUCUGGCCUUGCUGCUGAGCUCAUUUAGUUCAGACAACCUUGCUGCUACAGAUGAUGACAAUGAAAUGAACAAUCUCCAGAUUGCUGUGGCAAGGAUUCAGAAGGGAAUAGAUUAUGUGAAGAGGAAAGUGCGUGAAUUCAUCCAAAAAGCCUUUGUUAGAAAACAGAAAGCUUUAGAUGAAAUCAAACCUCUUGAAGACCUAAACAAUAAAAAAGACAGCUGUAUUUCCAACCAUACAAUAGUAGACAUAGGUAAAAACCUUGCCUAUCUCAAAGACGGGAAUGGAACUACCAGUGGCAUAGGCAGCAGUGUGGAAAAAUAUGUUGUUGAUGAGAGUGAUUACAUGUCAUUCAUAAACAACCCAAGUCUCACCGUGACAGUGCCCAUUGCUGUUGGAGAAUCAGAUUUUGAAAAUUUAAACACAGAGGAGUUCAGCAGUGAAUCAGACCUGGAAGAAAGCAAAGAGAAAUUAAAUGCAUCCAGUUCAUCAGAAGGCAGCACAGUUGAUAUUGGACUACCUCCAGAAGGUGAACAGCCAGAGGCAGAACCAGAAGAAGUUCUAGAGCCAGAAGCCUGUUUUACAGAAGGGUGUGUGCGGAGAUUCAAAUGCUGUCAAGUCAGUGUAGAAGAAGGAAAGGGGAAAAUCUGGUGGAAUCUUAGGAAAACCUGCUAUAAGAUUGUUGAACACAACUGGUUUGAGACCUUCAUAGUCUUCAUGAUUCUUCUCAGCAGCGGUGCUCUGGCAUUUGAAGAUAUCUACAUAGAGCAACGCAAAACUAUCAAGACCAUGCUGGAAUAUGCUGACAAAGUUUUCACCUAUAUCUUCAUUCUGGAAAUGCUUUUAAAAUGGGUUGCUUAUGGCUUUCAAACCUAUUUCACUAAUGCAUGGUGCUGGCUGGACUUCCUGAUUGUUGAUGUCUCUUUGGUUAGCUUAACAGCUAAUGCCUUGGGCUACUCAGAACUUGGUGCCAUUAAAUCCCUUAGGACACUAAGAGCUUUGAGACCUCUAAGAGCCUUGUCGCGAUUUGAAGGGAUGAGGGUUGUGGUGAAUGCCCUGUUAGGAGCAAUUCCAUCUAUUAUGAAUGUGCUUCUUGUUUGCCUUAUAUUCUGGCUGAUAUUUAGUAUCAUGGGAGUAAAUCUAUUUGCUGGAAAAUUUUACUACUGUGUUAACACUACAACUGAUGAGAGGUUUGAUAUCAGCCAAAUUAACAACUUCAGUCAAUGUGAGGAGCUCAUACAAAACAAUGAAACUGCCCGCUGGAAGAAUGUGAAGGUUAACUUUGACAACGUAGGCCUUGGUUACCUUUCUCUGCUCCAAGUGGCUACAUUUAAAGGAUGGAUGGAUAUCAUGUAUGCAGCUGUGGAUUCUCGUAAUGUUUUGGAUCAGCCCAAGUAUGAAGAUAACCUGUACAUGUAUCUUUACUUUGUCAUCUUCAUCAUCUUUGGAUCAUUUUUUACCUUGAACCUUUUUAUUGGUGUCAUCAUAGACAAUUUCAAUCAGCAGAAAAAGAAGUUUGGAGGUCAAGACAUUUUUAUGACAGAAGAACAGAAGAAAUACUACAAUGCAAUGAAAAAACUGGGUUCCAAGAAACCACAAAAGCCUAUACCUCGACCAGCAAACAAAUUCCAAGGCAUGGUCUUUGAUUUUGUAACAAAACAAGCAUUUGAUAUCAGUAUCAUGAUACUUAUCUGCCUUAACAUGGUCACAAUGAUGGUAGAAACAGAUGAUCAGAGUGAAGACAUGGAAAAUAUUUUAUAUUGGAUUAACCUGGUGUUUAUUGUACUUUUCACUGGAGAAUUUGUCCUGAAAUUGAUUUCACUUCGCCAUUACUACUUCACUAUAGGUUGGAAUAUUUUUGAUUUUGUGGUUGUCAUUCUCUCCAUAGUAGGUAUGUUUUUGGCUGAGAUGAUUGAGAAGUACUUUGUAUCUCCCACACUGUUCAGAGUCAUCCGACUUGCCAGAAUCGGUCGAAUCCUGCGCCUCAUUAAAGGCGCUAAGGGAAUCCGCACUCUGCUCUUUGCUUUGAUGAUGUCUCUUCCUGCUUUGUUCAACAUUGGGCUGCUGCUCUUCCUGGUCAUGUUCAUCUAUGCCAUCUUUGGCAUGUCCAACUUUGCCUAUGUCAAGAGGGAAGUUGGGAUAGAUGACAUGUUCAACUUUGAAACGUUUGGCAACAGCAUGAUCUGCCUGUUCCAGAUCACCACGUCCGCCGGCUGGGAUGGUUUGCUUGCCCCGAUUCUCAACAGUGGGGAGCCAGACUGUGACCCCCAUAAAGAUCACCCGGGGAGCUCUGUGAAAGGUGACUGUGGCAACCCUUCUGUUGGGAUUUUCUUCUUUGUCAGCUACAUUAUCAUAUCCUUUCUGGUAGUGGUGAACAUGUACAUUGCUGUGAUUUUGGAGAACUUCAGUGUUGCUACUGAAGAAAGCGCCGAACCCUUGAGCGAGGAUGACUUUGAGAUGUUCUAUGAAGUCUGGGAGAAGUUUGACCCUGAUGCAACACAAUUCAUAGAGUUCAGUAAAUUAUCAGAUUUUGCAGCUUCAUUAGAUCCACCUCUUCUCAUAGCAAAACCCAACAAAGUCCAGCUUAUUGCAAUGGAUCUGCCCAUGGUGAGUGGUGACAGAAUUCACUGCCUUGACAUCUUGUUUGCUUUCACAAAGCGUGUUUUGGGAGAAAGUGGGGAGAUGGACGCCCUCAGAAUACAGAUGGAAGAUCGGUUUAUGGCAGCCAAUCCUUCUAAAGUCUCCUAUGAACCAAUUACAACCACACUGAAACGAAAGCAGGAGGAAGUGUCUGCUGUCAUCAUUCAGCGUGCUUACAGACGUCACCUCUUAAGGCAAAAAGUCAAAAAAGUAUCAUGUAUAUUUAGUCAGGAUAAAGGUAAAGAAGAAGAUGAUCUGCCCAUGAAAGAAGAUAUGAUUAUGGAUAAACUAAAUGAGAACUCCACUCCAGAAAAAACAGAUAUGACCCCAUCCACAACCUCCCCACCCUCUUAUGACAGUGUAACAAAGCCAGACAAGGAUAAAUAUGAAAAAGACAAGUCAGAAAAAGAAGAUAAAGGUAAAGACAGCAGGGAAAGUAAAAAGUAA
Molecule: messenger RNA, 6072 nt
Organism: Serinus canaria (Common canary)
Lineage: Eukaryota; Metazoa; Chordata; Aves; Passeriformes; Fringillidae
Product: sodium channel protein type 2 subunit alpha
Exons: 27
Coding region: 1-6072 (2023 amino acids)
Biological process (GO): sodium ion transmembrane transport; neuronal action potential; membrane depolarization during action potential
Cellular component (GO): plasma membrane; axon; voltage-gated sodium channel complex
Molecular function (GO): protein binding; voltage-gated sodium channel activity
Source: RefSeq, a predicted model, not a curated record